AUGGCGGACGACAUGGGAUGGGCUGACGUGGGCUACCACUGCGACCACAUCCUUACCCCAAACAUCGACACAUUGGCCGCCGAUGGCGUCGUAUUAAAUAACUUCUACGUACAGCCCGCUUCCCACCCGAGUAGGGGUGCCCUACUCACCGGUAGACAUCCCAUGCAUUUUGGCUUUCAACACGGAGCACUAAUGCCUUAUAUGGCCACUGACGAGCAUAACACAUCUGAGCCACUGUUCCUAUAUAUGCCACACCAGGCCCUACACGUGUCGGUUAAUGAGUUGCCAGUGGAGGCGCCCCAGGAGUACAUCGAUAUGUUUGCGUACAUCGAGUCCGAUAUGAGGCGAGGGUUGGCC
Molecule: messenger RNA, 357 nt
Organism: Oppiella nova
Lineage: Eukaryota; Metazoa; Arthropoda; Arachnida; Sarcoptiformes; Oppiidae
Source: the annotation of a GenBank genome assembly